AGGCAAGAGAGAUUGUGAUAGAUUCCACGCUUCUUUUGCCUGUUUGCUCCUAUCCCUGAAGCCACCCCAGGAUUUCAUUUACUCCUGGAAAAAAAAACUUGCUUUUUUUCUCUCAUUUUUCUGAAAUUUCAUCCUUUUUUUCCACUCUGGAGCAGACAAGGCAGUGAGAAAAUCUGUCAGAAGCAUCUGAGAAACGGAAUUCUGCAAGUUUUGUUCUUUGGAUUGGAUUGAAGUCAAUUAAAGGCGCCACCUUUGGGCUCCUGGAUCAUAGGAAUAUCCAGGAGAUUGGUAAAAAAAAAGGCGCCAUUUUUGGGAGAGAGGCGGCUCGUUCGCGGGCAAGCUGAGCAGGUGAUGUCUCCGGGCGUUGAGCUGUUGAUCCGACAGUAGCCUCUUCGCCGGAGGAUGGAGGCGGCGGAGCUGCUGAGGAAGAUACAGGAGCUGGAGGAGGGCCAGGCCGAGCUCAAGCGGGAGAUAUCCAAGAUCGUGCCGGAGCGGCGCGGCGCCGCUGCCGCGUCCACGCGCCGCCCGCCGACGCUUCCCGCCGCGCAGAAGCGCGCCCUCGCCGCGCUCCCACAGGCGUGGUCGUCGUCGCGGCUGCAGCGCGUGCGCCGCGCGGGGCUCACCGACAGGCACUAUGUCAGGAUCCUGCACUCGCUGGGGCAGGCCGUGCAUGUCAUCUCCCUCGAUGGGAAGCUGAUGUAUUGGAACCGGUAUGCCGAGCAUCUGUAUGGCUAUUCUGUUCCAGAGGCAGUUGGUCAGGAUGCCCUUGAAUUAAUUGUUCAUCCUAGUGAUUACGGUGCAGCAAACGAUAUCAUCCAGAAUAUAUUCAUGGGGAAGUGUUGGAGAGGGAAAUUUCCGGUCAAACACAAGUCGGGGGAGCGCUUUCACAUUGUCGCCAGUAACACGCCUUUAUAUGAUGAUGAUGGUAGCUUGGUGGGACUCAUCUGUCUCUCAACUGAUACGGGAACAUUGGAGGAGAUACUUGGCAUUUCAACCUCAGGGAAAUUGUAUCCAAGUUCAGCAAAGCCACAUGUUCAACUUAACAGGUCCAAAAGUGGUUUGCUAAACAAAGGUUCUUGUGACCCCCAGCAACCUCCCCAAUCUGCUGUGACCUCCAAGAUACCAAAUUUGGCUACCAGGGUUACAACUAGAGUUCGUUCUCGGGUCAGGACGGGUCAGAGCUGUGAUGAUGAGUAUGGUGUUGUCUGUGAGAACCAUAAUUCUGAACGUGAUGCCAGAGAAGAACAGACAUCUAGUGAAGGAAGCACCCCAAGUGGGGAUGCUCUGAAUGGCUCCUUUGUUAGAGAAGACAAUUACUCUGGGAAGUCCAGCAAAACAAACAGUGAUGACUCAGGAGAAGGUAAAGGGGGGCUUCACAAAAUUCUUAGCUCAAAAGCAGAGGCACUGUGGGGCAAGAAGGGAAUACCAUGGCCUUGGAGAGGUCAUGAGCAGGAUGAGUCUGAGAAAAAUCAAAUGGCCUUGCCACAGUUCCAUGAAAUUCAAGAGAAUGACCAGAGCCAUAACAAGGAAGUUCCAGAACCAAUCAUAAUACCAGACUGCCAAGAUACUGAAUUUGUUCAAGAAGUCAAAUAUGAGGUGUCAGGCUCCUGGUGGUCUUUCAAUGCCAGCACAAGUAGUAUGAGCAGUUCUGGAAGUACUAAUAGCAGUGCUAUCGAGAGGGUAGAUCGUGAAGCAGACUGCCUGGAUUAUGAAAUUCUGUGGGAGGACCUAGUAAUCGGAGAACAAGUUGGUCAAGGUUCUUGUGGAACAGUGUAUCAUGCUCUGUGGUAUGGCUCGGACGUGGCAGUUAAAGUAUUCUCCAAAUAUGAAUAUUCAGAAGAUAUGGUACUCACCUUCAGACAAGAGGUAGCAUUGAUGAAGAAACUACGCCAUCCCAAUAUAAUACUCUUCAUGGGUGCAGUUGCAUCUCUUGAGCGACUUUGCAUUGUUACGGAGUUUCUCCCAAGAGGGAGUUUGUUUCGCUUACUUCAAAAGAACACUGGCAAGCUGGAUCCAAGACGACGAGUUCACAUGGCUAUAGAUAUCGCAAGGGGCAUGAAUUAUCUUCAUAAUUCUAGCCCACCUGUCAUCCAUCGUGAUUUAAAAUCAUCAAACCUGUUGGUUGAUAAGAACUGGACUGUUAAGGUUGCGGACUUUGGUCUUUCACGUCUUAAACUUGAAACAUUUCUAACAACAAAAACUGGAAAAGGAACGCCACAAUGGAUGGCCCCAGAGGUUCUACGUAAUGAGCCUUCAAAUGAAAAGUCUGACGUGUACAGCUACGGGGUUAUCCUAUGGGAAAUUGCUACUCAGAAGAUACCAUGGGAUAAUCUCAAUACAAUGCAGGUUGUUGGAGCAGUGGGUUUCAUGGACCAUAGGUUGGACAUUCCGAGCGAUGUUGAUCCUCAGUGGGCGUCGAUGAUCGAGAGUUGCUGGGACAGUGACCCACAAUGUCGCCCUUCGUUUCAAGAACUGCUAGAUCAGCUCCGGGAUCUGCAAAAGCAAUACACCUUGCAGGCUCAGCUACAGCGAACUUCAGCUGGGGAUCCUCUGGCGAGGGGAGGCGUUUCCAAGAUGAGUGUUGUUGACGAUUGCUAGCUUCAAACAAUCUGAAAUGUUGCAUGCAUAUGGCUGGGUUGCUGCUGCAAAUGUGAGACCCCAGCAGGCCAGCAAAAUGGGAUUAGUCGGACGCCAGUCUAAACCAAAGGGUUCUGAACUUCUGAUGAAGCUAUGGCAGCAACUGAGCUUGUGCCAGAGAAAGAUGGUGUCUUCUCAAGCCUGAAGCUUUGAGCGUUGUUUCAGCAGUGAUGACUGAUGACUGAUUAGAUCAUGGCAGUCGUCGAAUACACAAUGCUGUAUUAACCGUAUUAACCAUGUACAUGAUUCUUUUAAGGAAAAGUGGUUAUUGGUAUUCUGCA
Molecule: messenger RNA, 2918 nt
Organism: Oryza brachyantha (malo sina)
Lineage: Eukaryota; Viridiplantae; Streptophyta; Magnoliopsida; Poales; Poaceae
Product: probable serine/threonine-protein kinase DDB_G0271682
Exons: 13
Coding region: 403-2598 (731 amino acids)
Biological process (GO): protein phosphorylation; regulation of DNA-templated transcription
Molecular function (GO): protein kinase activity; ATP binding
Source: RefSeq, a predicted model, not a curated record